AUGGCCGAUCGAGCAACUAGACCUCCAGGUAGGGAGUCCAGCCGACAAGGAGCAGUAGGGUAUUAUACCUUUCGAGUCUUAUCACCACUCACGGAACCCUUAGCUAUUCAGCCAAAAGGACUACUAUACCCAGGACUCUUAAGCCUUUCGGAAGGACCAAACGACGAGAUGUCGGGCAUCUUAUUUGACUUAAACGAGCUAUUAUACGCAAGGCUAAACAAUAAGAUCACGGCUCGAGCGAUAGUAAACGACUUCUUAGAUGCGAACUUUAAGGAACACUUGCUGUCCAAAGGCGUAUGGUGCCCUCUAAAGCAAAGGGGCUACGCUAAUAGGAUGGCAACACUUUUAAGCCUCGAUUCAAAGUGGACCGAAAACCUCACGGACGACGAAGAUAAUACGCCUCAACCACCUCCACCACCCUUACGAAGUCCAAAAGGGAAGGAAAAGGAAGAGGGGGAAGAGAUUCGGAGGUUACGCGAGGAGUUUGCGAAGGAGAAGAGGGAUAUGGAGCAAAAUAUGGAGAGCCAAAAUCACCUCAGCGGCCUUCAAACCCCUUUCUCAAAGGCUACACUUAGUUUUCUGAAAAGCCUGGACCGAGUAGCAACAAAAAUAGUCUUGAGAUCAUCAUCGGACCAGACAACACUCGAGGCCACGGGAGCUACACGCCAAAAGAGGACCCCUCUCGCCAAGGACAGCGUGCAGAUUUCCGUGCCCAACCUUAGCAACCCGAAAAGGGGAUCCAGCACCCUCGAACGUACCGACAAGCUCCUUAGAUCCUUUAAUAAGCCACGUAUCGACAAGAGGGAUACUAAAGCUCUAGCGAUCUUGACGAUGACCGACGAAGGGGAAACGAAGGAGAUUAGCAAAGAGAUCGAGGCUACGGAUACGGAGGGGGUAGGAACAGGCCCUUUGGACUACCAAAGGGAUUCGGAAACGGACCUUCAAGGGACCCCGGAUUCGGAAAUGAGCUUUUUAAGGACCUUAGAAGAGGACGGACUACCGGCAACUAUAUCGGUAACCCUUUACCGAUCAGACCAUUGGCUAAGCACAACACGCUUGCAUUUGGUUAAGAAAGAGAAUCUAAGGACUUCGCUUAGCGAGUGCUUUAAGAAGCUCGCUAAGGAGCUCAAAGGCAUUCAAAGCUCUUUACGACCAGGUUUAAAGGACGAUCGAAGUCUUGCUGACAAGCUGUAUUCAGCUUGUAAAAACGUGCUAGAGACUACGAUUGCACGAAUGAACCUUGCGUUUACCUUUACCGCCGCAGUUGCCGACAUCCGCCGAGCAAUUGCAUUUGCAACUAAGACCUUCCGACCCGCUAAGGCGAAGGCUGACUCCGAUUUGGACGAGGAAUACGAAUGCUUUAUUCAAGACCGCCAAUACUUCGAAGAUACAUCUCGAGCAAGGGAGAAGUCCGUCAAAUACGGCAUCGGCUCUGCUACUUCUAUUAGAGCAGUUACCUUAGAUACUUCUUUAGGUCAAGUGGAGUUCUACGUUGUAGAAAGCGACAUGCUUGUAGAAGCUUAUUAUAGCGUCGGGCUAGUGGAACGCUAUUACGUCCUUGUGCGACGCGCCUUUGAGAUCGUUAUAAAGGAGCUUCCAAAAGCCUUAAAGGAGGACCGGCUUCAAAUGGCUAUCAAAGCCAUCAACGACAUAACUGGACUUAAUGGCCUGGUUCUUAUACUCUUCGUUUUUAAGACUUUACCGAGGCUGACGGAGCAAGAUCGACUUGCCGCGUCUACUUAA
Molecule: messenger RNA, 1743 nt
Organism: Drepanopeziza brunnea f. sp. 'multigermtubi' MB_m1
Lineage: Eukaryota; Fungi; Ascomycota; Leotiomycetes; Helotiales; Drepanopezizaceae
Source: RefSeq, a predicted model, not a curated record